Messenger RNA from Solea senegalensis (Senegalese sole), 1135 nucleotides. RefSeq names its product chromatin accessibility complex subunit 1 (gene chrac1). The record is from RefSeq and is a predicted model, not a curated record. Gene Ontology annotation, cellular component: nucleus; CHRAC. Gene Ontology annotation, molecular function: protein heterodimerization activity. The transcript is spliced from 3 exons. NCBI's taxonomy places the organism in Eukaryota, Metazoa, Chordata, Actinopteri, Pleuronectiformes, Soleidae. Bases 78 to 416 code for a protein of 112 amino acids.
AGGGGAAGAAAAAAAGCGUCAGUGUUCAAAACAAUACUUGAAAUUGCGGGACAGUGUGGCGCCGUGUUCUAUUAAAAAUGUCUCAGAAUAAAGACGACCUGAAAAAGACGAUCUCUCUGCCCGUCUCCAGAGUGAGGCUGAUCAUGAAGAGCUCUCCGGAUGUUUCCAGUAUCAACCAGGACGCGCUGUUCCUCACCACCAAGGCGACAGAGUUAUUUGUCCAGCACUUGGCUCUCUCCUCAUUCAACAACGGAUCUGGGAAAGAAACCAAAACCUUGUCCUACAGCGACCUAGCUAACACAGUUGAGGACACCGAGACUUUACACUUUCUAACCGACAUCCUGCCUAAGAAGAUCUUGGCUCAAGAUUACCUCAGGUCUCUGGAGCAAAUGCAGGAAGAGGAUGGCGACUUUUAGAAUGGUCACUGGAUGCUUUUCACAUCUGGACAAAUCAAAUGUAUAGUUCUGCCAUUCACUGACAAUGAAGUGACUGGCAGAAGAGACACUCUGAACUCAGCUGCUGUAGAGCCUGUGGGAGAGCUUAGUGGAUGAAGAACAGGAUGUCCAACCACACAGGACUAAAAAAACGUCAUGCAGACAGUAGCAGGAAACUUGGAAACAUGACCAUCAAUGACUGAUACCAGUAAGUUGAAGGGCCCAAACGAAGCAGGCUUAGAUGAAUCAAACAACUCCAAUGUAAUCCUCUUUAAUAGGGACCGUGUCUCAAUUUUUUUUAUAUAUAUGAUCAAGUAUGAGGAAAAAAAGGGUUAUUUAUUUUUUUGCCAACUAAUUGGAACUCCCUUCACCUCAAUCUUUAUGACCCAGAAUUAAUGCCACACAAGUCAUUGAGCAAAAAGGUCUCAGUAGUGAUUUCCUUGUUUGACCACUUAUUUCCGAAAUGCUGUCAAACACUGAUUUUAAUCAUUUAAAUCACAUGCAUGAUACUGGUCAUGUUUUAAAGUAAUAGUUACAUGUUUGGGUUUUGAGACCAUUUUCAUAAAUACUUGAACGUUGUUUAUACUACACUGUAGCUUUUCAUAUUAAAAUGUACAUUCAACCUAAACUACCUUUUGAGUCAACCUCCUCAUGUGUUCAAAAAUGUUUUUAGAUUUGAUAUCAAAAUAAAACAAGUUAAA